UAUUGUACUGUGUGGUUAUCUGACCAAAUAUUUUAAUUCUAUAAUAAAUUAAUCAUUAUUAGUUAAUUGUCGUACACAUUCAUAUCUAAAACCUCAUCUAAACGAGGCGUUCCUUUCAUCCAAUUAUUUAUGUGCAUCGGAUGUUAUGGUCGCCUGCUCAUGACGUGAACUCUAGGCUUACCAGACUGCAACAAUAAUAAAAAACAUAUUGCCAAUAGUUAUGACAAAAAUGUUUCCUUUGACGACACAAAUGUAUUUGUGGAGUUUGUUAGUUAUUUUAUCAAUAUCCUUGGUAAACAGCCAGAAUAGAAAGAUAACAUCACUACUAAAUCCUGGCUGCAUACAUUGUUCAGAAUAUGACACAUUACUAUAUAUAAGAGCAGAUGGCAGCCAUGACUCAGUGCACCAGGUGUGGGACUUCACAAGACAUACACCCACAGUACUAUUCUUAAUCUCAAGUCUUAAUUUAACUAUGGAUGUAGUAUGGGAUGACAAUAAACCAAGCUUCAAGUUAUCUGAAGAACCUAAGUACAGUUUUGCAAUCGCUAUUGACAAGAUAUACGAGUACAAUGAUACAGAUGACAACGGCCACUUUGAGAACCGCUUUCCCCGGCGUCAGUACCCGCUGAAGGACUUACAUUGGAUACGUGGCGACUUGGUACAAUCUGACAAUGAGGUGAAGUUGCUGAUGCAGACAUACUACAAGAAUGACUUCCAUAACGGCACAAUUGAGAUUAAGUUGGAUCUGCUCCCAUUCCAAGAUUAUGCAGUGGAUCUUCCCCAUUUGAUCCAUACGUCCAACUCGACGCUGAUCGACGUCAAUCUCGUGAAUUUGACGUGCUCUGAAGAUUAUGAAGCGUCGCGGUUCGCGCUUCACUUCCUGUUGGUCAGCACAGACAAGAAAAAUGACACGAUGAAUUAUACUAUGAGGAAGAGUUUGGACGACGAACACACGCCUGGAGUUUUUGAGAUAGUGGAGAUUGUGACUCCGGCAUCGCGACGCGGUGAGGGCGGCGGGUUCCUGCAGUUUCGCCCGGUCGCCUACACGGAGCCCCAGCGCGGCGUCGCUGUCUCCACAAAUGCACAUGUCUCCAACUUCAACAGAACUGAUCUUCCCUACGAGAGUACGUUGAAAACGUUUUACCAACGUUUCGACCGCGAUGACGUACUCAUACAAGACAUGGUGGUAUCGUUCGGAGACGCAGCCGAUGGAUAUUACAAGCAACAUAAUUACACGUCAUGGUCCUUCACAGUCGGAUAUGGGUCGCCUCCAAAGGAGAGUUUCUCGUUCUUCGUAAUCAUGAUCAUAUCAAUCGGACUGGGGAUACCGGUGUUCCUGGCCAUGUCUGGCAUCAUCUACCUGAUCGUCCGAAGGUACAAGCAGAGGAACCCGCCCACGAGGUUCCUGGAUGAUGAAUGACUCGCGUAUAGGUUCACGCUGUUGGAGAAUGAAUAAUAAACAU
Messenger RNA from Achroia grisella, 1463 nucleotides. Its product is annotated as glycosylated lysosomal membrane protein A-like. NCBI's taxonomy places the organism in Eukaryota, Metazoa, Arthropoda, Insecta, Lepidoptera, Pyralidae. Gene Ontology annotation, cellular component: lysosome. The record is from RefSeq and is a predicted model, not a curated record. Bases 221 to 1420 code for a protein of 399 amino acids. The transcript is spliced from 7 exons.